This is a messenger RNA of Nematocida ausubeli, 228 nucleotides long. RefSeq lists its product as uncharacterized. The coding region runs from base 1 to 228 and encodes 75 amino acids. NCBI's taxonomy places the organism in Eukaryota, Fungi, Microsporidia. The transcript has a single exon. The record is from RefSeq and is a predicted model, not a curated record.
AUGAAUAAAUGGCUUCCCCCUAAGAGACUUCUCCCUUCAGUAUCUUAUAACCAGAAUAUUCCUACAGCAUAUACUAAUAAUAUACAUAAUAACACAUGUAAUACUACAUAUACUAUAAGCUUAAUAGGCAAUAGAUCAAAUUAUAUACCAAAUAUAAACUAUUCUGCUUUAUUAUGCGAUAUUACAGUUGCAGAAAUAACAGAGUUAAUAAAUACACUAGAGACAUAA